AUGAUAAGAUUUCAUCGGCGACGAACUGGUACACACAAAUGCGCCUCACGGCUUGACAUGAUCCCAUGUGAUCUAAAAUAUCCAAAAUCAUAUAGACUAUGGCAAAAUGCACUGAAAAUAGCGGUAAAUACAAGUGAUUUCGUAAGUGAAUAUCGUCCCUGUCCAGGUAUUUUCAAUAAUUCCAUCGGCAAAUAUGGGAUAUCUCCACAAACUUCAGUUCUGGCCCCAACAAUCAGAAAUAUAGAUCAAUUCGGUAAAGGAUUUAUGCUUCGUCCAAAAGAUUUUAUUAUGCGUUGCCCGAUUUGCAUGAUUAGCAGUAAAUUUUCUUCGAAUAUGCGGAAAAAUUAUUGCGCACGAAGUAUGGAAACACUACGAGAAGGUUGGCCACAAAAAGCUGCACUUUGUGAUGAAAUUGAAAAUCAUCCAUUUCAACAAUUUUGCAACACAUAUGACGCUAUCAUGCAUAAAAUGCAUGAUAUCACAGCACCUAUUAUCAAUAGUGAAGCCAAUUAUGAUCAAGAUAUUGAUUAA
Brugia malayi is the source of this 531-nucleotide messenger RNA. RefSeq lists its product as uncharacterized. The record is from RefSeq and is a predicted model, not a curated record. The coding region runs from base 1 to 531 and encodes 176 amino acids. The transcript is spliced from 4 exons. Lineage: Eukaryota; Metazoa; Nematoda; Chromadorea; Rhabditida; Onchocercidae.